Messenger RNA from Scylla paramamosain (green mud crab), 8796 nucleotides. Its product is annotated as immunoglobulin domain-containing protein oig-4-like. The record is from RefSeq and is a predicted model, not a curated record. NCBI's taxonomy places the organism in Eukaryota, Metazoa, Arthropoda, Malacostraca, Decapoda, Portunidae. Bases 966 to 1499 code for a protein of 177 amino acids. The transcript is spliced from 6 exons.
UGGAGCGAUGGGAGUCAGCAGGUGGAGGUGAGGGAGGGCGGGCUAGGUAGAGGCGCGAGGGGAGGAGGAAGUGGAGGGGCGGAGCUGUCUGCGAGGUAUAUGAGGCGAGGCUGGGAGGCCGCACCUCCCAGUUUGUCCUCAUCCCUGCCGUGGCCACACCACCGCCACACCACCACCGCCACGCCACAUACCACUGCCGCUGCCAGGUAGGACAGUGAGCAGCACGCGCCGGCAAGUCACUACGCGUGCAAUCAACACUCGCCAAGAGUGAGCAGACGCAGCGGCCGCACAAUUUUCCCCGCCACCGCCGAAGAGAGGCUCGUGGAUCCUCCGCUGUUAUUAUGACCAAGGGCACGUGGGACCUUUUGCUUACUACGAGGAUGCUGACGCUCAUCAAGUAGAAGAAAACGGGAUAAAACAACAGGCACACUUCUCCAAGGAAAGAGGUUACAGAGCAUUCCCGCUCACCCGCCUGGCCACGGAGCCUCGCCACAUACCAUCACGUCAACGCCCGUCGUCGUCAGACAGCAAACAUUUGUGCCUCCUUUGAUAACUCGAUCCACGCCACUCGUUGCACCAGCACGCGGGGAAGUCUGAAGCGCGACACGACACCAAUCAACAUUCCUUCCCCUCCGUGAUUUCAUGAACCGGUGUCGCCUGUGCAUAACGAAGAAUAAUUUUUUAUUAAAGUAAGACGAGACAACAGUGGAGUGAGGACGGAAAGUUUGCGAGCUUAACUUUAAACACACGAGAAACACAUCUGUGGAAGACGUCCAGGAAAAAGUCCCAACUUGGAAAAAUAAAAUAAAAGAAAAAGCAACAGGGGUUUGGUUUCGCGUGAGUGGUUGCGUGUGUUUGUGUGUGUGAGUGUAGCGCGUGUUGCAGUGGUGUGUGGGCUUGAGGUGUGCGGUGACGGAAGGAGUCAUCCCUACUUGUGCAGCAGCGACGCCAGAGAGUGAGGCAGCAUGACGCACCACACCACCACACUGCUCCUCCUGGUGACCUUCCUCCUCGCCAUCCAUGAGGAAGGGCGUGUGGGCGGCUUCAGCUCGGACCGGUACUCCUACUCCUCAGCGGGCGGCUGGGGGCACAAGGCCUUGGCGGAGCCUGUGUGGGGACACCCGCCGAGGAUCCACAAGAACAGACGGAUUCCGAAGGUGAAGGAAGGGACACCGACGAAGCUAAACCGAGGGGCGGCGCGGGUGGUGCAGGCGUCACACUACGAGCUGGAGUACGUGCUGGGGCGCAAGAUCAUCUUCCUGUGCACGGCGCGCGGCAACCCUCGGCCCCGCAUCACCUGGUACAAGGACGGCGUGGAGCUGUACGCCCACAACUACUUCCAGGUACACGAGUGGGAGAUCGGGCGGCACAAGCUGAAGAGCAAGAUGGAGAUCGACCCUGCCACUCUGAUGGACGUGGGCUACUACGAGUGUCAGGCCAACAACAUUCACGCCGUGGACCACCGGGGCUUCAGGACCCAGUACACGGCCGGCCUCUAGUGCGGCUUCCGGUACAACCCCUACGCCCCCUCUUCCCCUCGCUGUGGCUCCCCAGUACACCUUUACCUUCCGCGGUGUGGUUCCAAGUACACUUUAGACUGGUUAAGUACACUUGUCGCCCCUUGGUGUGACUCCCAGUACACAAUAAGCCUCCCAGUGCGGCUCCCGGUAACGUUUAAGCUUUCUUUAGUGUGGCUUCAGUACACUUAUAGACUCCCAGUACAUAUUCAUCCACCCAGUAUGGUUUCAAAUACACCUUUAGCUUUCCAGUACGACUCUCACUACACCUAUGACUCCCAGUACAUCUUCAGCCGAACAGUACACCUUGAUGUGCCUCCAAGUACAGUUUCAGUGCCUCCCAGUAAACGUCUAACUUCCCAGUAAGGCUCCCGGUACAGCUGCGGUGCUAACAUGACCUUCAGUCCGCCUCAAGGCCCACACUGGUUGCCUAAACGGGUCCGGUGCGGUAGUUUGUCUAUCUGAUGGUUCCCCUCCGAAUAACACACCUGUCCACUUCAGUCCCAAUUAAGCCGUGCUCACCUGCCCGCCCUCUCUCAUUUCUCAGGGCAGGGAGGAGGUGGUUCAGAGUUAGGGGAAGGAAAGGGUGCAGGGAAAGAAAAAGACGGGGGAAAAAAAAAAGAAAAAACGAGAGGAGAGAGGCAAGGAAACAGCAUUCUUCAACUCUCCUCUCUUUUCUCCUCCUCCCCCUUCUCCUACUCUUCCUCCUUCCCCCCUCUUCCUCCACCGAGUCCCCGUAGCCAACCUCAUCAGCGGCUGGCACCCGGGAGUCAGGCCUUGAAUGGAAUAUCGUUUCAAUUAAGAGUCUGUGAAAGGGAGGCCGGUUUGUGUGUGUGUGUGUGUGUGUGUGUGUGUGUGUGUGUGUGUGUGUGUGUGUGUGUGUGUGUGUGUGUGUGUGUGUGUGUGUGUGUGUGUGUGUGUGUGUGUGAAUGUAAAACGCUCAAGGGCCGUGUGUGCGCAAACUGAUGUGCGCGGAAGACAAAUAUACGUACAUGACUAAAGACACUGAUAGGAUUAAUGGUUUGGAGGUUUGGUCUUGAAACAUGCAAUCUUAUCUCUCUCUCUCUCUCUCUCUCUCUCUCUCUCUCUCUCUCUCUCUCUCUCUCUCUCUCUCUCUCUCUCUCUCUACGCCAAGAACAGGCUUUCCUUCCCACCGUCCCUGGGGAGCUGCAGAGCCUCAAACACUCCUGGUGACGUUGGAAGCAUUACACGCCUCCAACAACAACAUUACCCACCUCCACUAACACGUCCACACACAAGAAUGACACAUUUUAGCAUGUUUACCAAUCACCCACACUGCCUGUAACCUUUCACCCACCCUCCUCCAUGCAUUAACAACUUGCAUACUCACCACUACCACCACCACCACCACCACCUCAUCUACUUCCUACACCAGCGACAUGCUUAGCCAUCACCCAACCUCCUCCAUGCACUCUCAGACUCAUCCCCGAGGUUUAGAUCACGCAACACCUGCUUAAAAUAAAAUCCUCAAUUCUCAUCACUUCAAGCACGUCUUUUCAAUGCUGUGUCCUCCUCCUCCUCCUCCUUUUCCGCCUCUACUGCCGCCGCUGUCUAUCUUUCUCCAUGUCUUCCUCACCGACGCAUCAGGCACACGUGGAUUUAAAGCCAUUAGGACUUAAAGCUGUAAUCUAAGCCACGUAAAUGAAAGUGAAGUAGAAAUACCGCUAGCUGAGGCUGAGACUGAGACCACCACCACCACCACCACCACCACCAUCACCACCAAUACCACCACCACCGUCGUUGCUAUAAUACGCAUGUUGCAGCCCAGCAUUUUCGGAAUAAAAGGCAGGCUUUAAAUGAUACCACUGAAAAAAAAAGUUCGUGCGUCUGGUUGGAGAGAGAGAGAGAGAGAGAGAGAGAGAGAGAGAGAGAGAGAGAGAGAGAGAGAGAGAGAGAGAGAGAGAGAGAGAGAGAGAGAGAGAGAGAGAGAGAGAGAGAGAGAGAGAGAGAGAGAGAGAGAGAGAGAGAGAGAGAGAGAGAGAGAGAGAGAGAGAGAGGGAUGGAGAUACAAGGAGGAAAUAAGAAAGAGAGACAGAAGGACAAGAAAAAGGGGAGAGAGAGAGAGAGAGAGAGAGAGAGAGAGAGAGAGAGAGAGAGAGAGAGAGAGAGAGAGAGAGAGAGAGAGAGAGAGAGAGAGAACGGAAGACAGGAGGGAAGGACGAGAAAGAGGGGAGAGAACAGAAAGGGAGACGAGAAAAAAAGAGAAACAAGAAAUACAAGUAAAGAAAGAUAAAACAGAAAACAGAAAAAAAAGACAGAGAAGAAAAAGCAAGUAAGACAGAACAGUAGAUAUCCAAGUUUCUCACUCCGUCAAAAAUCCAAGAAGCAACACAACACAACACAAAAAUCUGAUGGGCCCAACAGUUGGCAGAGCUGAGACAAAUCGAUUCACGUUCCUGCGACAAGGCGACGAGAGGGUGGCAGCAGCAGCGAGGCACGGUGGCCAUCGAUCUUUCUAUCUAUCUACCUUCAUAUGCUCCUCUGCUGACAUUUCUCUUUAUAGGAAAUGGCCUGCGAUAUGUACAGUCCUGAGCGGUGGAGGAGGAGAAGGAGGAGGAUGAGGAGGAGGUGGAGAAGGAGGAAGAGGAGAUGGUGAGGUUGGUGGAAAAGAGAAAAACUGGAUAAUUAGACUUUUCAAAUAGAAGCCUGCGAUAUGUACAAUGAAUGGAGGAGAAGAAGAAGAAGAAAGAGAAGAAGCCGUAGACGGUGAGAGAAAAGAAAGAUAGAGACAGAAAGAAAGUGAGCAAUUACACUUUUCAAAUACAACAAAAGCGCUCCAUUAGAAGAUAAAAACCUGCUCCAUGCGUGUGUUGUAUUAUGCAGUCAACCUGUGAACGGGACGUGAAAUAUGGUGAUAUAAAAGAGUGUGUGUGAUUGCGUGCGGCGCCCUUGUCUCGUGUAUGAGGAUAAAUAAUUUCAUGGGGUGGUCAAAGUUUUGAAAAGGUUGACUGAAUAGCCUUAUGACCAUGGCCGUGCUGGGAGGAGGAGAAAAAAGAGGAGGCCUUGAGGAAGAUGAGGAGGAGGAGGAGGAGGAGGAGGAGGAGGAGGAGGAGGAGGAGAACGACGAAAAGUUCCUUAGAAUUCGCAUGUAUCUUUCUUCCUUUUUGUGACAUUUACUUACACAAGUCACCUUCCCUCUCACUCAACAACAACAGAAACAAGACACAAGGGAACCCACACAACAGGAAGCAUAAAAUACAGAGUUCACCUGCACCGCCACGACUGCAUAAUUUAACACCUGAGCUACAUUUUAAGGGGAGCAAUUCACGCCAAUCAUAGCACAGGUACAGAGAGAGAGAGAGAGAGAGAGAGAGAGAGAGAGAGAGAGAGAGAGAGAGAGAGAGAGAGAGAGAGAGAGAGAGAGAGAGAGAGAGAGAGAGAGAGAGAACAUAGAUGCACUUCGUUAGUUAAUUUUGGCCUUAAUUUUGGCCCGUUUUCUUUACGUCAAUCAAUUACAUAAAAGUGGGUAAAUCAGGUUUUCUUUAGGGAUUUCCAUCUUCAGUAGAGAUUUUCAUUUCCUAUUUUCUUGUCCUAGGUCAGUCAUAAAAAAAAAAGUAGACAAAGUUGAAUUCAGGUCCUCUCUCUCUCUCUCUCUCUCUCUCUCUCUCUCUCUCUCUCUCUCUCUCUCUCUCUCUCUCUCUCUCUCUCUCUCGCAUCUCCAACCUCACCUCCAUCGCGUGAAUCUCCAGAAAAAUGGAUAUUACAAGAUUAACCACGAGUCCCCCACAAUCAAUAUUCCUUCAUUCUUCUCCUUUACUUCUUCGUCUUUCCCUUCUAUCCUCUUCCCUUUUUACCUUUUUAUUAUUCUGACUCUCGUCCUUCAGUUCUUUGUGUUCCCUGUCUACCCUCUAUCCGUUCACGUAUUUUCCUGCUCUUCCUCAUUCUCCUCCUCCUCCAGUUGCUAUCUCUCUCUCUCCUCUUGAAGCCAAACAGGGUUCCGGCCCCAUCGUGUUUAAUCUUCCAGCGAUAAAGUCGAACGGUACAGCUCAGUGCAAGGUGAAUGUUUACGCUUUGUGUGCGUUUGUGUGUAUAUAUGUGUGUGUGUGUGUGUGUGUGUGUGUGUGUGUGUGUGUGUGUGUGUGUGUGUGUGUGUGUGUGUGUGUGUGUGUGUGUGUGUGUGUGUGUGUGUGUGUGUGUGUGUGUGUGAUGGAGACUGUUGUAAGUGAUUAAAUGGUCUCUGCUUCUGUCUGUCUGUCUAUCUGUUUCUCUAUCUAUCUACCUAUAUACCUAUCAAUCUAUAUUAUUUUCCUGUCUGUCUACGUCUCUCUCUCUCUCUCUCUCUCUCUCUCUCUCUCUCUCUCUCUCUCUCUCUCUCUCUCUCUCUCUCUCUCUCUCUCUCUUCCCUGUGUUUACAAAGACACAAGGGGGAAGGAAAAACAAUUACGUGACAUCAAAAACAAUACAUCCUUUUACCAAUUUCCAAAAUAAUGAUUGGCCUUUCACUCUCGCUUUGCACCGGUAAUUUUGUUGGUGCCGCCCUCCUCUCCUCUCCUCUCCUCUCCUCCCGCGUCUCCCGUUACUGAAACACAUCACUCAGGCCAGCUAUUGGGGAGCGCGCACACACACACACACACCCACACACACGCACACACACACACACACACACACACACACACACACACACACACGAUAAGUAGCGUGAAGGAUCCUAUCGGGCCAAACUAUAUGACUUUCAUGGUUUUGAUGAAAAUAGUGGAGAGAAUAGUUGUCCAGAAUGGUCUAAAAAAGUUAUUAAAAAAAAAAAAGGCAACAACCACCGCCUGUACCAUCCCCAGUCCUUCUUUGUGCAUUUAAUUGGUUCAUAUGGUAAUGUGUAUAUGAUUUAUAGACACUGGAUUUACUGAACUUUAUGAGAUAACUACUUGCGGUACAUGUUAAUGGAUGUACCGCGUAAAGCUCAGAGACAAUGUUCUCAAACACUUCUUCCUCCCAUCUCGACUACUUUUAUCAGGCGCCAAGGAAAGUUGUAGUUCAAAGGUAUUUUAAAGUUUCUAGUGAUAGUUAAAUAAAGAUUCUCCAUCGUCAGUAGGAAAAGCAGCCAUGAGAACCCGACUAAUGAUCACUGGGAUUUGGAGACAGUUUUUGUGAGAGCCUUGAAUGUUUCAAAAUACGAACACUCAUCAGUCUUCGAUAGAAAAAUAACCUAACCUACACAGAACCUUCGGCACUGCUCUCAGCACACACACACGUCAAGAAACACGUCAGUCAGUUAGGACAUGACAUGCUUCCCCUCUGACGGUGUCCCCUCACAACUUACUGAGUCCCUAAGCUGCUUUCACUAGUAAGAGAGUGAGGGAAGCCACCGUGCACCACACGAUUCCUUGGCGCGAGGUGACACGCAGACACACGCCUCCAAUCACAUGCUAAACGUACUGAAGUCACCACCAUCACCACCAUGAGGCUGAACUGAAUAAGUUGCCACUAUCAUCAUUUCAUCACCUUCACCAUACACAGCUACAGCCGCCACCACCACUACCAGCAUCGUCACCACCAUCACAGCAUUGAACUCGUCACCCCAUCACCAUGUUAAUGUAAGGUCACCGUCACUACCACUACCACCACCACCACAACCACUACACAGCAAGGAGGCGCCACAGUCCCUGCCCUGCUUCCUCCGCCACAUCGAGGGGCCCCGUGCCCUGCCCCGCCCUAAGGCUACUCAAUCCCCCGCGGGGCAACACACCCGGAGCUUCAACACUUCGUAGCUGUAUAGAUCCGUGUAUUUACGAAUAGGGAAAUGUAUGAUACUUUCCCCAUAUAGUUUUUGACGAUAUACAUGUUUUAAAUAUAUUAUAUAUUAUUAUUAUACUAAUAUACUAUAAGUAACGGUGAAGUGUAUGUAGUGUGUGUGUAUGUGUGUGCUUGUGUUGGUCUGCCAGCGGCCCCGCUCCCUCGCCCACACACAAGGGAGGGGAAGGCAGGUGCGGGCCUCGGGCAGGCUGCAUGAACACACACAACAUUUUUUAGACCAUUUUGAACUAUCAAUUGAUAAUAUUUCCUUUCGUAGCGAACCUCUGAGUUGUGUGUCUUAGUGAAUGUCAUAGUGAGGCGAGUCAGGUAACUGAGGCGAGUGUUUCCUGCUGAGGUUGCCCGCCCACUACCCGCCAUACGCCGGGGACUCACCUUAGCUCGCACAUGCCUCUUGUGCUGCUGACGGUACUUAACACUCAUGUGCACUGGCAGAAUGUUCAUGACAAGCGUAAAUCACCUGACAGACAGCGAUGGCCAGAAUACGUACGGUGAAGUGACAGCAGUGUAAGAAGCCGCAGUCCCACAGCCACAGUACCGCGGUUCCAGCAGCGGGGCGGCGCGCUGUCUCCGCCACCGCUUCAUGUCUUAUUGUAGUUUAUAUGCAAUUUUCUACUAUUUCAAAGUAUAUGAUGUACCUACGUUAAUAAUUAUUAAAGCAAUUAUACUACAGCGCAUGCUCUCUCUCUCUCUCUCUCUCUCUCUCUCUCUCUCUCUCUCUCUCUCUCUCUCUCUCUCUCUCUCUCUCUCUCUCUCUAAGACCUACAAUGCCAUCAGUAAAUGGUUCCUGAGUCAAACCACCAUUCUGGAACUGUCUGUGUUCCCGGCAGGUGGCGACGGCUGCAGGAGGGCUGUGUGGAGGUGAAGUGACAGGUUGUCAGUGAUGGAACUGGCUGAUGGAGAGGCAGGGAGCUGGUGACGGGAAGGAAGGAGGGAGCACAAGACCCGCAGGGAGAACGAUAUUAUGAGAGGAUUGGAUAGAUGCGCCAACUAAGCUGUUUACAAAUUCCAAACAGGUGCAAACAAUAGUGAGAUGGUGGUCUUGGCUUCUCUCCUGGUUUCCUCUUACCGGAUCCCCUUUUGGUGCUGCACAGUGACUGACAGGACCCUCCUCACACUGCCCUCCGCCCUGCCCUCGCCUGCCCUCGCUGCCUGCCUCGCAUCAAAAGCAAAGGGUUUCAUCUUACUCUGUCAGUUCCCCUGCGGUGUGCUAAACUAAACUGAAUAAUAACAACAACAAUAUUAAUCUUCUGAAUUUCCAUGUGUAUUGAAUAGUUUGGUGCGUGAGAGAGAGAGAGAGAGAGAGAGAGAGAGAGAGAGAGAGAGAGAGAGAGAGAGAGAGAGAGAGAGAGAGAGAGAGAGAGAGAGAGAGAGAGAGAGAGAGAGAGAGAGAGAGAGAGAGAGAGAGCUCGAAGCACCUAUUAUAUGCACCUGUACCACCACCCUCACCACCACUAUCAACACCACCACGCAGCAAUAAUUAUUGAUAAAAGGUUAACAACAAAGACAA